AUGGAUAAAAGUUGGAUGAAUGCUUCUCGAAUUAGUCAAGAAUACGAUGAUGGAGUUAAAAAUUUUAUUAACUUUGCAAAGAAUAACCUUCCGGGUAGUAAUGAAAGGCUCCUUUGUCCUUGUAAGAAGUGUUGUAAUCAGAAAAGAUUAUGUGUGAAAGACGUAUAUGAUGAUCUAAUCUGUCAUGGGAUUAAUCCAUCUUAUACAAAAUGGAUAUGGCAUGGUGAAAGCAAUGUGGCUACAACAUCUAACAUGUAUGUUGACAACAAAGAAAAUGAAGAUGAUGAGUCUGAAGAUCAAUUAGAUGAAAUGUUUCGCGAUGUUGGAGAGGAGUUCAUCGAUCGGUCAAACGAGUUGGAUGAAUUAUUGAAGGAUUCAAAAUUACCUUUAUGGCCGGGUUGUAGUAAAUAUACCCGAUUAUCUGCUGUAUUAAAAUUAUUCAACUUGAAAGCUGGGAAUGGGUGGAGUGACAAGAGCUUUACUGCGUUACUUGAGAUAUUAAAGGGAAUGCUUCCAGAUGAUAAUGAACUGCCGAAGAGUACAUAUGAUGCCAAGAAGAUUUUGUGUCCCAUGGGUAUGGGAUAUAAAAAGAUACAUGUUUGCCCUAACGAUUGCAUAUUGUUUAGGAAUGAUUACAAAGAUUUGCAUGCAUGUCCAAUAUGUGGGGCAUCUCGUUUCAAAACAAGAGAGAAUGUUGUUGGGAAAGUAAGUUUGAAAAGUCCACCGGCUAAAGUUAUGUGGUAUCUUCCAAUUCUCUCAAGAUUUAAGCGUAUGUUUGCUAAUCCAAGCGACGCGAAAAACUUAACAUGGCAUGCAGAUCAAAAAAUUUCUGAUGGCAAGCUUCGACACCCGGCUGAUUCUCGUCAAUGGACAACAUUUGAUAAUGCAUUUCCUGAAUUUGGUCACGAGCCGAGAAAUCUUAGGCUUGGACUUUGUACUGAUGGUAUGAACCCUCACGGGAACCUAAGUAGCAAACAUAGCUCGUGGCCAGUUAUGUUGGUAAUUUAUAAUUUACCUCCUUGGUUGUGUAUGAAACGCAAAUACAUAUUACUGUGCUUAAUGAUUUCUAGGCCAAAACAACCAGGAAAUGAUAUAGAUGUCUUUUUGGCACCUUUGAUUGAAGACUUGAAAAGUUUGUGGGAUGAAGGUGCGUUAGUGUUUGACGCAUACCGAAAAGAGAGUUUUAAGUUGCAUGCAAUGCUUUUCUGCACAAUCAAUGACUUUCCAGCUUAUGGAAACCUAUCUGGAUAUAGUGUAAAAGGACAUAAGGCAUGCCCCAUAUGUGAAGAUAAUACAUGUUAUCAUCAACUUGUUCAUGGCAGAAAGACGGUCUACAUGGGGCAUCGGAGAUUUCUAGAUAAAUCUGACCCUUAUCGAAGAUUAAAAAAAGCUUUCAAUGGGGUACAAGACUAUACAGAUGCUCCACAACCAUUAAUUGGGAUUCAAGUUUAUGAACGCGUAGAGUGUAUCAAUGUUACUUUUGGUAAGACUAAAAAACUUAAAUCUCAAAGAGGUAAGAGAUCAAAAUCUAAUGUUGAUGUACCAUCAAAUGAGAAGAGUCCGUGGAAAAAGAAAUCAAUAUUCUUUGAUCUUCCAUAUUGGAAGACACUUGAUGUCAGACAUAGUAUUGAUGUGAUGCAUGUUGAGAAAAAUAUGUGUGAUAGUCUUGUUGGAACUCUUUUAGACAUAAAAGGUAAGACGAAAGAUGGGCUCAAUGCUAGAUUGGACUUGAUUGAAAUGGGUAUACGACCUACAUUAGCUCCACGUAGUUGUGAUAAGAAGACAUAUUUGCCUCCAGCUGCUCAUACUUUGUCAAGAAAGGAGAAAAUCAGUUUUUGUGAAUGUUUACGUGGGGUGAAGGUACCACAAUGGUACUCAUCAAAUAUCAGUAGAUUUGUUAAUAUCCAAGAUUUAAAAUUGGUGGGAUUGAAGUCUCAUGAUUGCCAUGCCUUAAUGCAACAACUAUUGCCAGUGGCUGUUAGAGGCAUAUUGCCUAAAAAGUUGAGAUAUACCGUCAUCAGACUUUGUUUCUUUUUUAAUGCAAUUUGUGCGAAAGUCAUUGAUCUAGACAAAUUAGAUGAAUUGCAGAAUGGCAUUAUAGUUACACUGUGUCAGCUAGAGAUGCAUUUUCCACCUGCGUUUUUUGAUAUCAUGGUUCAUUUGCUUGUACAUUUGGUGAGAGAGAUCAGAGAGUGUGGUCCAGCUUAUUUGAGGUGGAUGUACCCAUUUGAAAGGUACAUGAAAGUCUUAAAAGGUUAUGUGAGGAACCGAUAUAGGCCAGAAGCAUCUAUUGUUGAAAGUUAUAUUGCUGAAGAGGUUAUUGAGUUCUGUACUGAAUAUUUGGCAGAGGUAGAGGCAAUUGGUGUUCCAAAGUAUCGACAUGAAGGAAGAAUUGAUGGAAAGGGUCAUCGACAUCCCAAAAUGCAUACUAUGUCUUGUGAAGAUGUUGAGCAAGUAUACUUAUACAUCUUGCAUAAUACAAGUGAAGUCGAACCCUAUUUAGAUGAACACAAGGCCUUAAUUAGGGAGCAAAACCCCAGAAGAGCAGACAUGUGGAUUGUGAGCGAACAUAAUCGUACUUUUAUUUGUUGGUUCAAAAAUAAAGUUCUUAGAGAUAAUAAUGUUUCUGAAACUAUACGAUGGUUAGCUCAUGGUCCUAGUAUGCAAGUCGUAUGUUAUAAUGGAUAUGACAUUAACGGAUUUUCUUUUUACACAAAAGCUCAAGAUGAAAAAAGCACUAUGCAAAAUAGUGGAGUUUCUUUAGUUGCCAAUUCAAUGCAUUUCAGUAGUUCAAAAGAUAGAAAUCCUGUAAUUGCACAAUUGUCAUAUUAUGGUGUGAUUGAAGAAAUAUGA
Ipomoea triloba (trilobed morning glory) is the source of this 2853-nucleotide messenger RNA. RefSeq lists its product as uncharacterized. The transcript has a single exon. Bases 1 to 2853 code for a protein of 950 amino acids. The record is from RefSeq and is a predicted model, not a curated record. NCBI's taxonomy places the organism in Eukaryota, Viridiplantae, Streptophyta, Magnoliopsida, Solanales, Convolvulaceae.